Molecule: messenger RNA, 4989 nt
Organism: Kuraishia capsulata CBS 1993
Lineage: Eukaryota; Fungi; Ascomycota; Pichiomycetes; Pichiales; Pichiaceae
Exons: 1
Coding region: 1-4989 (1662 amino acids)
Biological process (GO): regulation of transcription by RNA polymerase II
Cellular component (GO): mediator complex
Molecular function (GO): transcription coregulator activity
Source: RefSeq, a predicted model, not a curated record
AUGAGUGGAAUCGUGAAUCCAGCUGUCCAAUUUUCCAAACCGGUGGUGGAAAAGCCCGAAGGCGUAUAUCCGUUGAAUGGAGACGAUCCUUUUGCCGGCCCUCCAUCGUCGGCAACGGGAACAAGCCAGACGUCUGCUUCCUCGAAUUCCAAGCAAUAUAUAUAUCCGGAUUUCAAGGUGUGGCAGCAUACUCAGGAUGAUGAUAUCAGGAUGAGAAACUAUUUGCAGAAGGGUUAUUUCGAGCCUCCUCUGGUGAGCAACGAGUUUCUGUCAGCCAGAACCACCAUGACUACGCUGCUUCAUUCAGAGACCGCUACAAGGCCCACCACCUCCGCAACCGCUGGUUCAUUUGACGGGAUAGAACAUUCAUCGAGUGGAGACACUGGUAUCUCGAGCAACGGAGCAUCUAUCACCGCCCCGUCUACAGCACCCACAUCUGGUACACCUGUUCCAACAUCUGGUAACAAUCCGAAUGUGAAACUUGUGGCUCUGAGCGAGUUCAUGAUCAAAGCCAUUAAUCAAAGACGAAAUCUCAGCAAGAUUCGGGCAAAAACCACCUACAAACCACCACCAAGAGUGACUCUUACAGAUAACAAAAAGGAGAAGUGGAUAGAGAACCUUGCCGAUUCUAAAGUUAGCCUCAAGCAACUUUCUAGGGCAAUACCGCACGGAAUACGGAACAGAGUGUUGUUGGAACAAUGCAGUCAGAAUUCGGUCCCCAUACCCAGAGCCCUGUGGUUAAUAAGAUGCGUUUCCACAAACGAGCAGAGACAGCUGAAGAGGAAAGGUACCGCUGGAAAUGCAGCGGCAUUGACCAACAAUUGGAUAAUUGAAUGGACAGAACAAGUCACGUUGUAUAUCGAGAAAGUGGCAGAAAACUGUUUCAAUCCAAACGCAAACGCUAAUUGGCGAACGCGAUUGACCUAUAUCACCAGACUGAGUGCCCAUCUUUACAUGGAAGCAUUGCUGAACCAGGAGACCUUUUUGGCGUGGGUGGUGAGAAGCCUCGGCAGGUUUGUGAACUCUUCUGUGGAAACCUCACUCUCUACUGCCAAAACUUCGCUGCUGGACUUCAAGUACCUGUCCACCCAUGUCAUCUUUCUGAGACUGUUCUGGUUCAAGAUCAUUAAGGUGGAUUACCUUUCCAAGGAGCUUGCAGAAUUACUUCUUCGUAUCUCUUCUGCCUUGACGGAUACAAUCGCAGCAACAAAAUCACACCCUAAUACUUCCAGAAAGGAUAUUCACGAACCAGCGAACAAGCUUCUUUCGUCGAUUAAUUUCUUCAUUACUUACCUGUUCUACUACAACUCUGACUCCUUCAUCAUCCCUACAACAUGGGUACACCUGAAGAGUGCUCUAAAGAAGGUGAUCGAUAUGAAUAAUACAGCAAUCAGCGAACAGUUCAAACUGGUCUCGUACAGAAACGAGUCUUUGAUGAUCGAUCUUCCAGCUGAUGACGAGUCGAACCAGAAUCUGGGCACCAGUUCUGUUAUAAUAUGGAAGCUGGAUAACUUCGAAAGGCCUGAUGUGGGCAUACCGGGACUGUCUGAUAUGGUUUUCUAUAGCACGCGAGACGGAAACGAUUCGAAUGAGUCCUGGAAAAAGAAUUUGAAGCUCAUGUUAGAGUGGUCAGUCACGGGAUACAGGUGCUCUGAUAUCAAAAGAGUUUCUCUCGUUGUGAGUAUCCUUCAGUGGAGAUUGCUUCAAAUAGCUCAAAAUGGAAGAGGAAAAAAGUAUAAAGCUAUGAAACUGGAAUUGGAGGUUGAGAUUUUGGACUUUAUCUAUGCGCUUAAUGAUAGAGUUAAAUUCGACCUUCCGCAACUACUGCCUAUGUCACCUCUGAGUGACGUUGACAACUUAAGGAACGACAUCAACUUUGAAAAUGUUUUUGUGCUGGUUAGCGAGCUUUAUUACCAUGACUUGUUCGUGGUCUCAUCUUAUGUGAGGAGGCUUAUUGCAUCCGGUGUAAUUUACUUGCAAGAUGCGAACUUGGCUUGCGGAUUCCAUACACUCAUUUUGAAAUCUCUCCCGACGUUGAGUGAUACCAACGUCAACAACAUUCUGAAAGGGUUGACUUCUGUGAAGUUUCCCGGUUCAGAAUCGGAUGCGCUUGUGAAAGAGGUGAGACACAAGGUAUUUCUUUAUCUUAACAGCAGAAAACAAGAUACUGGCACUUUGAAUUCACCUGCUAUCUCCAUUGAACCUCGUAUGGACCAGAAUUUCAACCUGGUUGAUGCUCUUGAACUGACUGACCAACUUGAGAUUGGAAUGCGGUUCAUAUUGGCAAAGGAGUCUUCUCAGAAACUCUAUGAUCUGGUAACACAAUGCAGUGGCACCUCUAACAAAAUUCGCCUGAGUCUUAGUGAUGUAUCCUCACUGUAUCGGUUGUUUGAGAAAAUGUACAACCUACACCUUUUCCUGGACAUGAUGGUAUCUUCACUUGAUAUGUACGGUGACUGUUUUGAGAUAGACCUUUGGACGGUGAACUUCAUCAUCUCCAUUGUUUUUUCUAACCAUGAUAUUCUUGCUAGAAGAGUUGCAUCAAAUACAGAGUUAUAUCCAUCUGCAUUAGAGGAAAAAGUUGCACGGAUACUGUCCAUGGCCAGCAAGUACGAUGGAAUGUUCAAAUCGAUUGACACAAGACCUAUACAGGACACCUACUUGCAGUCGGAAGAUGUCAAGAGGGAUUUGAAGGUUUUCAGAAACGAACAAAAGCAAAACGCUACUCAAACUGAGAAAGCGGAAUUGUCGAAACUUCCACUGGAACCACUGCAAGCUCUUGGAAUAAAUUCUGCAGAAAGACUGCUAAAUCCUUCUGAGUUCUCUCAGCACGUUAUUCAAGUGAUCAGCCAUUACUGGAGCAUUGUUAGGUCUGGGGAUAGAUCAACGAGACUGGAUCUCUCAAGGCUACUCAAAGCUCUGAAAUCCGCGAAGCAAUCGGAGUUCAGCUCCAUUCUGAACCAACAUAUCAGGAAGACAAUUGCACCUACACUCUCUAUAGAGUUCGAUGUAAAUGUCAAGUUCAUCGCCAGACUAAUUGUUGAUCAGAUUUUGAGCUUUGAAGAUGCAUGCGAGGCAUUUGCACCUCAUACUAAUGACGACAAUCUGGAUGCUUCGUCUGGCCAAAGGCUGGUCUGGAGUUUGCUGUUGAACACAAAUCGCUAUGAGAAGAGCGCCUUCUCUUUGGAAGCUUGCGAGUCAAUUGUGUUUGAACUUGCAAGGAAGGACUUCCAGGAAAAGAAAGUUGACGAAUAUGUCAGUUUACUCAUCCGAAACUGUCGUGUUCAUUCCGGGAUGUCUUCCAUGGUUGGUGAUCUUGCCAACAUCGAUGAAUCUGCUCACACGCCUGGAGUGGUUGAUCAACAUCGUGAACAUCAGUCCGCUCUAUCAGCAUCUGUUGAUCAUCUCCCAACCCCAGUUUCCAACAGCAUGACCACACCGCUACCCAUGGUGACUAGCCCUAUGGUUGUUGAUGACCUUGGUGGGAAUUUAACUGAAAUUGCUGAACCAUGUCGUGAAGAGCUGAUUAGGGUUUUGAGGGUAAUGGCUGUAAAGGACACUUCAAAAACGUUGAAAUGGGUGCAAUCAGAGUACUCAAACGGACAGGGAAUAUCCAAACCUCAACUGAUUGAGCUUUUCAAUCAAAUGUUGGUUGAUGAAGCCCCAGUAACACAGGCAAAAGAUACCAACAGAUUGGUUGGAGUUCUCAGCUACUUCAAUCUGCCAAUCUGUCAGUCCUUGGUCAAGAUGAUAUUCGAUGAGGAAUUCAAACAUUCAUCAAACGACGAAGAACAAAGCUCCUAUCUUUCGGAAAUUAUAUCUUCUGUGCUGAUAGAAGCUGUGAAAUGGGACACUAAUGACUACUGGAAAGACGAUGUCUCUCUUUUGGGUGACCUUUUCAAGUUUGUUGCUCCUCCGCUGAAGCUGAAGCUGUUACAUUGCUGCGAAGAGAUUUUACUUGGUUCUGAUGUAUUCCCAAAAGUUGUCAUUGGUGAAGCCCGAUCAAAUGUUAGCGUGAUACCUUUAUUGGGCAGUAUGAUCAGCAGUUGCUCAAAAUUUUCGUACAUUGAUGGGCCUGGUUCUGGCCGCUUCAAGCCUGGUUUCAUCCCAUUGUCCGAUUCCCUGGUGUUCUCAUUGAAUUUGUCUUUGGAGAAGCUGAUGUAUUACUGUCAAAAGUCGCAACUUCAGAAAAGCAUGUCCAAACCCAAAUCAACAGGCGGAAUAGAUACAGAAUCUUCUUCUUCAUCAGAUUCAGAAGGGGAUGAAGAAAUUGACACCUCUAUCGCUCUGCUUGCAAGAAUCAUUCUGAUACAUAAAGGAUUCCUGGUGGACUUGGUGAUGAAAAGAUCCAUCAACUUACAGACAGAUGUGUUUCUACAAAAUCUCACAAAGCUGUUUACAAUGGAGAUCAUAGAUUCAAGUUUCAAGCUGAAGAACUUGCUGUAUGACAUUCUCCUUUCCAUCAAGAUGUUGAUCUCAGAAUCGUUGUCUACAAACCCAUCAACUAUUUCAUCCACCCGAUUGCAACAGUCUUCUAAUGCCCCUACUGCUAUGCCAUCAACCACAACAAAUGUUUCCAGCGGUAUGUCGCCAUUUCCACCUUUUGGUAGAGCUUCUCACACACCUACGGGUUCUCAAUCGUUUUUAUCGCCCGCAACCCCAACUGUGUCCAGGUUCAACACCGCUAGUUAUACAACGCAUCCCACAGGUGUAACGGCCACAACGGGAAGUAUAAUGAGCAUUGUCCCUCCCAGCUACAACAACAAAUUGAGGUACCUGUUGAAGGAUAUUUCUCUAAAGGAUGGACUAAUUGCGUUGGACAAUGUGCAGAAUUUGUUUGUGUUUGAUUCCAAGACGGAGUCGUACCGAAAGUUUUACACCAAGCCGUUUGAUCUUCUAGAGGAUUCGAGCCCAGUUGUUGGGACUAAUGACUCAUCCAUAAGUCUUCAGUUGUUCCAAGCGUCUGUUGAGAAGAAAAACCCCUCGUAG